Trifolium pratense (red clover) is the source of this 681-nucleotide messenger RNA. RefSeq lists its product as uncharacterized. The record is from RefSeq and is a predicted model, not a curated record. NCBI's taxonomy places the organism in Eukaryota, Viridiplantae, Streptophyta, Magnoliopsida, Fabales, Fabaceae.
UCUUCUUUACAUGUCUCUCAAAAUGUUGUCAUACCAAACUCAUCAUCAUCACCAAUACUACCUUUGAUUGCAAGUAGAUUUAAAACAAUCAGCAGAAACAAAAUCAUUUGUUCUGCCGUUCAAGAAUCAUCUACUAGUACAUCAGCUACUGCUGAAACAAAGGAGGAAGUAAAGGCAGCUCCGAAAGCAGCAACAGAAAAGAAGGCUCCUGCUGCUAAAGCUCCAGUUAAGCCUUUACCUCAGAUGAUGGAGGAAGAUGUGAUUCCUUCAUUGAAAGCAAUAUUAGAAGCUCAACAAGAUCUAUCUGAUCUUCAGCUGGUCUUUCAAGACAAUAAGUUGGAAGGUUCCUUUUCGAAAAAAGGAAAUCCCUAUUCAUUUUGGGCAUUCUUUCCCACAGGACUUACUGGUCCAAAGGGGUUUUCCUUAUCAUCUUAUAACUCAGGAGCAAGCACUGUUGAACCAUUUCUGGUUGAUGAGAAGAAAGUUACUGCAAAACUCAUUGUAUUUUGGGUUGAAAAACGUUUGGCAGCACAGGGGAUUAUUCCUGUAUGGAAAGACUGAUUCUUCAAAAAGAUUUUUCAUUUUGGUUGCAAAUGAUGUAGUAGUAUACAGUUCAAUAUUCUCUUGUAUCUUGGCUAAUUGACUGUGGUAUAUGGUAUAUAUAAAGUGUUGUUUGAUCAA